UUUUCAUUGGACCUUCUCUUCUUCUAGCCAAGUAUUCAAUCAGUUCAUAUGAUGACUAAUUGUGAUUCGUAGCAGGUAGCCUUUGGUGUAUCAAAAUAAUCCCCGCGUGCGCGUGUAUAAGGAACUCCGAAUCAUCCUACAUAGUUACCCUCCUCCCCAAUUUUGGAGACCCCUUUCUUGUUAUUCAGGUGUUCUACACUGCUAUUGCCACUGCUGUGUCUUCAGUGCUAUCGCCGAUCUCACUCGAUUACUUAAUCAAUGUGUAAAACCUUUGAAUAUUGAGAAAAAGACUGGCAAAGUUGGUAAGAUCAAGAUUGAAGAUGAUGGAAGCUACUAUGAAGUUAGCAUGUCAGGUGAAGCUAAUAAAUUGAAGAAAGCAAAAAUCACAUUAAAUGACUGCCUUGCCUGCAGUGGAUGUAUCACCUCAGCAGAAAGUGUACUUAUCUCACAGCAGAGUUCUGAGGAAUUAUACAAAGUCUUGAAGCAGAAUUCUGCCAUACAAAAGGGAGAACAAUCUGGUGAUGAAAAACUCGUUAUCGUAUCAAUAUCACCACAGUCUCGGGCUUCAUUGGCAGCAAACUAUAAACUUUCUUUGGAAGACACAGCCAAGAAAUUAACAGCCUUUUUCAAAGGUUUAGGUGUUGCUUACAUCCUUGACACAACAUUUUCCCGAAAUUUUAGUUUAAUUGAGAGUGCUCAAGAAUUCCUUCAUCGCUACAAGACUGCCAACAUCAAACAAACUGCAUUCCCCAUGUUGACCUCAGCUUGUCCAGGAUGGAUCUGCUAUGCCGAAAAGACCCAUGGAUCAUUUAUUCUCCCUUACAUCAGCACAACAAAAUCUCCACAGCAAAUCAUGGGAUCCUAUGUGAAAGACUUCUUUGCCAACCUCCAUAGCAAGAGGCCCAGUGACAUCUACCAUGUCACUGUGAUGCCAUGCUAUGAUAAAAAGCUGGAGGCUUCACGCCAAGACUUCUACAAUGACAUCUACAACACCAGAGAUGUCGAUUGUGUUAUCAGUACUGAUGAAGUAGAUAAAAUGUUCCUGAAGGAGAAUGUGUUGUUAGCAGAGAUACCAGCAAUGGAACUUGAUCCUAUAUAUCCUGGUGAUGCCCCCCACAAGUUAGUUACCCAUGCAGGCGGUGGGUCUGGAGGUUUUCUCAACUAUAUACUCAGAAUUGUUUCCAAAGACCUGUUUGGUAAAGAUCUCAAGGAACUGGAAUUAAAAACAUUGAGAAAUAAUGACUCUAAAGAAAUCACAGUAACUUCAGAAGAUGGUAAAGAACUGAAGUUUGCCAUUGCUUAUGGAUUCCGAAACAUCCAAAAUAUUGUCCAGAAGAUUAAGCGAGGCAAGUGUCCAUACCAUUUUGUAGAAAUUAUGGCCUGUCCAUCUGGAUGUAACAAUGGUGGUGGGCAAAUCCGAGCUGCCUCUGCCACACAAGAAAUGGCAAAGAGCACAUUAUUACAAGUUGAAGAACUUUACAACUCUAUUGACCUGAUUGAACCCACAGAGGUUGAAGACGUUCAGAAACUGUAUACUGAGUGGCUUGGAGGGCACGACUCUGAGAAGUGUGCCUCCAUGCUUCACACUCAGUACCACCAUAUAGAGAAAAAUACAAAUGUUUUAAAUCUUAAAUGGUAGAACUAUAAAAUAAAUAAAUAAAUAAAUUAAUUAUUUAAUCAGAUUUGGUGGGGUGGAUAUAAUUGAUUAAAUUGAUCCCAGUACUUGAUUGGGAUUUUAACUCAGAAUGUGAAGAGCCUUAAUGAAUGCUUUAAUACAUUUUGUCUGACCCCCUAACAAUUCUACCAAUUUACAGUCCUUAAUGAUAUAUUCUAACAUGGGCACAACGCUACAAAUUUGGAGGGACAGCUUAGUUGAUUAAAUUAACCCCAACUUCACAACUGGUACUUUAUAUUAUUAAACUUGUAGGUUUUGCCAAAUAAUUUCUAACAUAAGCUCAAAACCUGAGAUUUUAAGAGAGUGUUCAGUUGAUCCAAGUAGUCUCCAUGGUAAUUAAUUUAUCAAUUUACCCCUCCCAAGAUUGCUGCCUUGUGUCAGAAUUAGAAAGAAUUAUUAUUAUUAUUAUUAUUAAAGGGACCCAUGGAAAUUCCACAGAAUGAAAAAGAUUAAGAGAAGCUAUUUACGAAAGGAUGAUUUUCAUUUUUAUUUUUAUUAUGCUAAGUUAUUUCACUUCCAGUCACAAUAAUAUAUUUUAUGAUUUUAAAAUUUCCUUCUGUUAAAUAUUUUAUAUUCCUCUCUUUCUCUCUUACCUCUUCAACAAACUUUUUAACCAUGUAAUUCCCCUCUUCAUGUUUUUAACAUUUCUGUCUUUCUUCUCACCUCUCACUUCCACUAACCAUGAAUGACAGCAUAAUGCAUCAGCUGGCUAUCUGCUCUCUCACAUUCCCUCUUCCUCUCUCUUACUCUACUUCCUCCUCCUCUCUAACAAACUAAAGUGUAAAAGUGUGAAUGAACUGGUUGAAGAAUAAUAUUAUAGAUUUAGUUCAAUAAAAAAAUAAUACUUUUCUCUAUCAACACCACCACCACCACCAUCAUCAUCAUCAUCACUGCAAUUUUCAGUUACAAAACUCGUUUCAUUUCACUUCUGUCCAGCUGUUUGUUUAUAUCUACUUUUUCUUGCUGUCAAUGUAUCUCUACUCUGACAAUGCAAAUGCUCUCUGCUUCUCUCUCUCUCUCUCUUAAUGUAACUGCCUCCUCUGUCCAUCUCUCUCUCUGUCUGCCUUUCUUUAACCUCACUACCAGAACAUCACCCUCUACUAAAUAUUGUACCCUAAACAUAUCUCUUCCUCUUUACCUUCCCCCACCCACCCUACAGCAUGUAGUUAACACUUCUCUUGCUCUUCGUCUCUCCCUUCAACUAACCAUUUGACACAUUUCGCCUUAUUAUACAUCCUACCCUACUUCUUUCUUCUCUUCUCACACUCCUCCUCUCUCUCUCUCACUUUUACUCCACCUCUCACUCACUCCACAUCCACCUUUCUAACUAAAGUGUAAUGGGUGGAUGAACAAGUAGAUUAUUAUUCAGAUUAUUUAAGGUGGUGAAAUGGAAUUGGCAGAACUUUUAGAGUGUUGAACAAAUUUGGAUUAAAUUGGCUGCAAUAAUUGACUGGUACAGCAUUUUCCAAUAUUUCAACUUUUAGGGAACCUUUGGAAUACAUUCCAUGUCUCAACAGAACCCAACAUAAAAUUUAUUAUCAAUUUUUAUUAAUCACUUCCUGACUCUCUGAUGGGGCUGGCCCUUUUUUCAUAAUUUCUUCUUUUCCUCUAUUUCUUUUAUUCUGUGACAGCAGGCUGUUGGUCCCUAUCAGCCUGCAUUUGGAUGUUAUGUUUCUACUGGCAAGGUGAGUCUUGUUGUUGCUCUGGAAAAGCCUCCAAUUUAUGCUUGUGGCCACAUUUGCACAUUACUAUUGCUUAUUUGAAAUCAUUUCCAAACUUCUUUUUUUUCUUUUCAGUGCUUAAUAGUAUGAAAUUUUGCAUCUAGCUGUAAAAAAUAUACAAGGGUAAGUCAAAAAUUAUCUGCACUUUUGCCAUAACAUAUCUUUAUUGUUGUCACACUGCCUUCUGCACAUGCACGCUUACAGUUGGUACUAUUUGAUCAAAGUUUGAACCUGAUCGUGCCAUUUUUCUUUCUAGUUUUAUAAUGUAAGCAUGGCCACUCCACUUGCAAUGUGCACCAAAGAAGAACAAAGAUCUGAGAGAUGGUAAUGGUGAACCAGUUUACCAUUACCAUCUCUCGAGCUUGUUGAACCUUCUCGUCAGUGGUGGAGGUUGACGGGUGUCACGCUUGUCCAGCCACUUUUAAACGUUUUUGAUCCAGUCAUACACACUUCUACAUGGUUGUGCACUGUCCCCGUUUUGUGCUAAAAGCCUCCAAUGAAUUUUAGCACCUGACACAACUUCCAACCAGAGAAAUUGGAUCAGUGUUCUUUAUUCUUCGUUGGUGCACAUUGCUGGUGAAGCAGCCAUGCUUACACUGUAAAACCAGAAAGAAAAAUGGUGCAAUCAGGCUCAAACUUCAAUCACAUGGCCACAAUAGUACCAACUGUAAGCACGCAUGCGCAGAAGUCAGUGUGACAAUAAUAAAGAUAUGUUAUAGGGAAAGUGUGGAUAAAUUUUGACUUCCCUUGUAAUUUCCCUGUAACAAUAUCAAAUGCAAAUAUACGACUUCACUCAACCCGUUUCCCACUAAAAAAUGUUGAAUAGUUUCACAGGCAUCAGGUAUCCAUUUUAGCUAGCAAUGUUAAUUCUUUAAGAUUAGAAUUUUUUUUUUCUCCUGGAUAAGACACCAUUCUUUCACACAAGCAAUUAUUUUUUCUUUAGAAGAGGAAUUAACCCCAGAGCUGCAAACCAAUCAAAACACUUGUCAGUUUGAGGAAGUUGUCACUGACGUCAUUUCUGGUUUAAAGACACUCUAGCCAUGAUUAGCCUGUCUUUUAGGGGCACAUGUACAAUUACGCUACACUGUCCAGUCUGUUCUUUUUGCUUUUUUUCUUUUUCCAAGAUGGCUAAAAUUUGAUGUAUAUCUGGCUGCUAUUUCUAGCAGGUCAAGUGACAAGGCAGAAGUUGGUUCAUAGUAGCUAAGUGUUUUUAGAUCAUAGACAUAUUACAGUGUUUGCUAAUAUGACCUUGUUAUUAUUCCGUUACUUCAUUGACUCAGCUUUUUGUGGACCCAAUAGAAAAACAUCUGAUUUGUGAAUUUUUAAAAAACAGCUCUCAGGAAUCAAUCUUAAAUUAUAUUAAAGAGUUUUCAUUAUUAAUGAACAUUCAUUUAUAUUUUGUUAUGGGAAUUAAAAGUUUUCACAGAGAAACUAUUUUAAUGAUUUCCAGUUAAUUUUGGUUCAUGUACAAAUGUAAAUUGUUUUGUGAAUUAAAAUUUCAAAUUUGGUUA
This is a messenger RNA of Octopus bimaculoides (California two-spot octopus), 4907 nucleotides long. Its product is annotated as cytosolic Fe-S cluster assembly factor narfl. Lineage: Eukaryota; Metazoa; Mollusca; Cephalopoda; Octopoda; Octopodidae. The record is from RefSeq and is a predicted model, not a curated record.